AUGUCCGGCAGUGAUGACCCUUCAAUGAUAAAGAGCACAAGCUUUAUACCUUGGAAUCCAGCCCUCAAAGCCAACGUCAACAUUCCGGAACCUUCACGUAUCGUCAGCAACAUUGCCGGAAACGCAGCCGUUAAAGCUUCAGCGGCUGGUAUCCUAUCAAGUAACCCUCGAAUUCAAGCAGCUCAGUCUGAGUGGGAACGUAGACAGGCACAAUACCUCUCACAGGCUUCUACAGGACCAUCUAGAGCGUCUCGAAUGAUCCCUCAAAAGAGAAAUUCCCCCUCGGACGUUCUCCCCAAAAGGACUCCCGCUGAUUACGCACGUGCUCGUGAAGCUGCAUGUCGCUUUACGGAAGACGACGUUGCUAGACAAUUAGCAGAGAUUAAUAGUGCAGCUAUCAAGAAGAGCGCCAUGUAUCCUUCAUCUCAAUCUCCGGUGGUUUCUCUCACCGGGGCCGAGUUACUCAAAAAGUACACUGGUCAAGGGACACCAUCACCAACCCCAGCACCAGCAGGAUCGCCAGAUUUUCCAGUACCUGAUGCUCGAUUGGAAGCAAUCAUCAUGGCUGAACCUGGUCGAGCCUACAGCAUAUAUCCUCUCCCCGAAGGUGGCACUGUCUCUGCUCGCGGGGCACUUAUUCCAGCAAACUACAAACUUCACGAUGACCCUGAACUUCCAUUCGUAUGUCCUGUGCGAGAUUGCCGCCGCGUGUUUGGCAAGCUCAAUGGUCUUGGUGGACAUUUUGGCGCUGGGCAUUGUUCGACGACAUUCAAUGAUAACGGAGACGGCACAUUGUCCAAGGUCGGCAGCUAUCAAAAAGAUGGCCCUGGAGGUACACCUGGAAUCAUUGUUUCCAGAAACCCACUCCCUCCUGAUGCGCCACCUCCAGUUGAUCCAGGAUUGUCUGUAUUUGCUUCAUUCCAACAAAACCGCGUAUCUCGAGCUGCCGAACAGGAGAGAAAGACAACACGUUCACAGGAUCCUACCUACCGGCCUCAAGCUAUGCAAGAAUCGGAUGUUAAACAAUAUCUUCACCAACACCUCAGUCCAGCACAAAAGUCUCACCAACGAGAAGACAUCGAUUUCAUGUUGACAUUGCCUCGCAAGCGUGACUUGCCUGAGAGUUGGAAGCAUACCCACAGGGGGAGCAACCUGGACAUCACUCAUUAUUCCUGUGCAUUGGCAUAUCUCACAGGCACAGUUGUGGUUGGUAGCGAGCAGUGCACAGUUAAUACCACUCGACCAUCUGCACGACUAUCACAACCCUGCAUCGCUCUCCCGCUUGGCAUGUCUGUAUCAGCGAAGCAAGCAUUUUCUGCUCUAGAGUCUUGCGUGGGAUGUAGAUAUUGGUGUCAUCUGCAACGUCGCUCAAACGGUUGUGACUGGUGUCCUGAGCCAAAACUGAGACGAGGGGCUUCUGGUUCAUCGAGAUCAUCUUCUUCUGAGGAAUUGAACCCCUCGAUGGAUCUCGAUGAUUUUGAAGGUGUCAGAACCGUGACCGAGGUCCAACCAAAGCGAAGAAAAAGACGUUCCUCUGGGAACGACGUUGGCAUAAAAGACCAAACGGCAGUUGCCAUUAUCAGCAGACCUGAAAUGGGCGUUGAAUUGGAAAUGGAGGAUUGGGAGGUUGCUCCAGGAAGAAUAAAGGAUGAAUCUUCCUCAGACACUAACAUAUCAGACGUCGCCUUUUCCAACUCGUAUCUCACCAGUGGUCAGCCCGUCACUGUUUCCGAGGACGUCAGCUUCAACGUCAUGGUCCUCAAACCCGGUAGCGCCAACCAUUGGACUGUUGAAGACGACAAACUGCGAACAUGUUCCGUCGCGUCAGGAAAGGUUCGGGUCACGAUGAACGAAAAGACAUUUAAUCUUGGUCCCAACGGCAUGUUUGUUGUCAGACCCGGACAGACGUGCAAGGUUGAGAAUCGACUUUACAUAGAUUCUGUGGUGCACUGCACUACUAUUGGGGAUUUUUCACUGCAGUAAAGGCGCUUGGUUCGGAUACAUACAUUUUGAUUGGAGUUGAGCGCGCAUUUCGGCAUCGCAUAUUGACAUAUGCUAUUUAUCAACGGCAUUUUGGAAGCAUUUGGUCUGGGAUGGGUUGAAACGGGUUAGCAGUCAUCGGGAUGGUUCAGGUGGUGCAGUCAUUUGACUAACCUUGUCUCAGAUAGCCCCACGCUAUGGGAUCUACGGAGUCAGCCUACAGAGAUAAUAUUAGCACAUCAACAAUUGAUAUGGGAAUCGGAUAUUAUUUUGAGGAUGGAUCUUUGUCACGAGCAAGGCUAAGCCAGGCAGAUGUCUUUGUGCGGAUGACUCGGAGUGACUGUUGAGUGAUAUGAAUACCGAUGAUACUUCUGAACAAAACCAUCUGGUUUAUGACUUUUUCGAUUCACGUUCUCAUGUCUCAAGCCUCUCGACCAAAACUCCCCA
Molecule: messenger RNA, 2427 nt
Organism: Fusarium redolens
Lineage: Eukaryota; Fungi; Ascomycota; Sordariomycetes; Hypocreales; Nectriaceae
Exons: 4
Coding region: 1-1983 (660 amino acids)
Source: RefSeq, a predicted model, not a curated record